Messenger RNA from Cyclocybe aegerita, 705 nucleotides. NCBI's taxonomy places the organism in Eukaryota, Fungi, Basidiomycota, Agaricomycetes, Agaricales, Hemipholiotaceae. The record is from the annotation of a GenBank genome assembly.
AUGACUCUCCUCCUUCCACCACCCACCCUACAUGCAUUACCUCACCAACGACCCUGUCCAUUUACGGCACCCCCGCAUGAUUUAAACCUGACCGAAAACGCCACGGCAUUGCAAUCCCGACCCUUUCUACUCUCACCAGCAAGAUUCUCCGAAGACGACUGCCACGAUGAUGACGACGAGUCGGAGGUAGAAGAUAUCUGCCAUCCGUCUCCAGGCUCUGACACCUACGACGGUCAUGUGUCCGAAGCCACCUCCACUGCAAACCAUUCCAUCAAUAAUAUGGAAUUUCCAGGCGCUCGGAAGAAUGAUGGCGAAGCGUCUGCUGUAGAAGCAGAUGAGGGGCCUAAUUCGGGAGAAAUAUCGGGGUUAUCGUUGAUGGAGAAUAGGGAUGACGACUCAGAUAUCUACUGCACGCCGAGCCCUCCACCGAUGCCCAUGCAAUCCAGAAUUAACGUGCAUUCGCUGGCAGUGAAGCAAGAGGAUGCCAGCGAGGAGGACGUCUCCGACAUCUUGGGCCCUCCAGAAGCAGGAAGCUCCCGCCACGGGUCAGCGGGAACGCCUGACGCGGUAUCGACCCCAAUUACGUGGAAGCUGGACACAGCAGAGGAAGUUCUUUCGCUCACGGUUAUUUCACAGCGCUGCCUAAGGAUCCCGACGACGCCAAUAGUCGGCAGCCUACGGCGCCGCUGGUGGGAGCUAACUUGA